UUCUAAUCUUAUUCUUGAUAUUCGCCGGAAGUUGACAUUCGGACAAGUUUGUUUACGCAUGUUUUGGAACUGUCAUUUUAUGCAUUUUCAUUUUUCACACAGAGAUGUCAUCUCGUGGCCGUCAGCCUGCUGACGACUUCAACCUGAGUCUUACAGGCUCAGGGAUACACUCAGCAGCGUCAACCAGUAGGAGCAGACCUGGAUCAGCCAAACAACUAAAGAGGCCAAAUUCUAUGACAGAUGUUUCAAAAGAGAGUAAAACACAGUCUGCAAGAAAAAAGUCAGGCCAGGCUGAAGGUGGUGGUUUUAGUCACAGGAGUGGCUACUCUGAUAUAUCGUCAGUAAGCACCAGUAAACGUGGGGCUGCAGCUAGAAAGGGAAAAUCUCCUAGUGACGAUUUUCUUGCAUUAUUUGAAAACUCAACACAGCCUAAAAUCAAGAGUGGAACUAGCAGUAGAAAACCAGCAGGAAAAGUGUUGUGGGGAGAACAAGGGAACCAGGCUUUGAAAAGUAGAUUUGUUGCAAAACCAGUGAAUUCAAAGAAAACUGAUGCAGUUUCUCCCAAACUGGAUGGUGAUGAGGAGGAGUGGCUUACAAACGAAUCAAACACACAUUCAAUAUUCCAACAGAAAAGUGCCAGAAGUAGUUCCGACGAGGAAGUGUUUAGUUUUCAAGAUAGACUAUCUCAAUCUCUGUCUCAGAAACAGGACUAUACAAAUAUGGGAGAUAAAUCUGACCGGAGAAUGAGUCCUAGAAAUGUAAACAAUAAUCAUUCUCGAAACUCUAGUCAGAGUGCUAUAGCAAAUAACAUGACGCUUCAAGGUAUGUCGAAAGGCGUGAAAGUCGGUUUAUCAGAUCUAGAAAAUUCUUACCAAAAUAUUAAACAUAAAACACCUGUUAAUCAGACUCGGAAAUCUCAAAGUGGGUCAAACACUGGUGCUAAUUCAUCUAAUUCAAUUGUUGAGGACCAUAUAAAAAAAGUGAAUUUCGCAGCAACGAAAAUUCAGCGUUGGUACAAAAGACAUAGUGCUCGAAGAAAGGCCGGUCAAGCGGCAAUACAGAGACUGUUGCAUUCAAAGAAGCAGGUGUUCGAAGAGCAAAGACUACGAGAGUCACAAAAUGAUUUUUUCGCAAAAGAAAUGGAGGAAAAAAAACUUGAGGAGAGGAAAAGAAAUCGUGAGGAAAAGGCUAAAAUAGCAAGACAAGAAGCUAUUAGAGAGUUACAGAGAAAGAGAGAAGAGAAAAGAGAUGAAGUUAAACAGAAAGCUGAACAAGAAAUUGCUUUUCUUCAAGCAAAUGGAAAAAUCAAGAAAACUGGACUUGGAAAGAAGAAAGGUGGCAGUAAACCACCAUCAAAGAAAGCCACUGGUGAUAAGGACACCAAUAUUAAUACGCAUGAUGAAAGUAGUCCGGAAAGGGAUCACAAGGAAAGUAACAAUGACAGAAUACAGGAUGACAGUAUGGAGGAAUAUUACCAGAGCCAUCUUAGAGAUAUAGAGUCUCGGCAAGCAACUGCUCGAGAAAAUGAUGGUGCUAGCAAUGUGACAGCCAGUGAGGCCGCUACCAAGACAACCCUGGAUGAUUUGUUUGAAACCCUGAAGAAGCUGGAGGAGGAAGAACAACUUGCCAGUGCCAGACCAGAGAGGAAAAAUGCCUGGUUGGAUGACCUUGAGAAAGGUGACAGUGAUAUUGAUAGUCAUAGUUUAAAUGCUGAAAACCUGCAGAGAUUUAACAGUCAGAAAGUGGGGAUACCAACCAAGGAGAGCCUGCUGUCUGAUGAUAAGAUGAAGAGCAUCAUGUCCUUCCUUGAUGAGGUUCAAGUCUCAGAGAGGCUCAGUACUGUGGACCAGGAGAUUUCAAAGCUCAAUGCUGAUCUAGAGAGAUCUGGUGCGAUAGGUCCAAGUGCUGAGGAGCUGGCUGAGUUAGACCAUGCUAAUGAAAUGGCUUCAGAGGUCACUAACACUGUGAUCAGCCAGAGGCUUGAACUUGAUGAGAAAAAAAGAACAGUUUCCAUGUUACAAAAAGCCCUGAACCAGCAACGUGAAUUGACUAUAAGACAUGCCAGGGAGACAGAUAAGGAAAUGAAAAAACGUAUGGAGUUACAGAAAGAUGAAUAUGAAGAAACCAUUAAAAGACAUCUCUCAUUUAUAGAUCAGUUAAUUGAUGAUAAGAAGAACUUGAGUGAGAAAUGUGAAAAUCUUGUGAAGGAGUUAAAACAGAUUGACAAGAAAUACCAAGAUCGACUAAAGGCCAUCACUGACAAACACAAUAUUGACAUGCAAAAAUUAAAAGACAUGCAUGAAGCUGCUGAGAAACUUCGCAGAGAAAAAUGGAUUGAGGAAAAAACAAAGAAAAUCAAGGAAAUGACUGUUAAAGGUCUAGAACCUGAGAUACAACGCUUGAUUGCUAAACAUAAAUCAGAGUUAAAGAAAAUCAAGCAGAUCCAUGAGGCAGAGCUACUGGAAUCGGAUGAGAGGGCAGCACAGAAAUACGUCCGGAUGACGGAGGAGUUACGAGAUCAACUAGCUAGUGAGAAAGAGGCGGCUUGUGCCAGAGAGAGGGAACUAGCUAAACAAAGGUACGAGAAGCAGAUACAGUCGGAAGAAGAGGCUUAUCAGGCCCAGCGUCGUCGUCUGCUGACAGAGAUCCAGGAGGAGAAAGACCGUCUGGCGGGACAGGCGUCUCGUCAGAGAGCUGACCUAGAUAAGUUACAACAACAACUCCAGGAUAAACAUUCGUACGCUCUAGAUGCAAUGAAAACAGAGUUUGAUAGAGCCAGAGAGGAGCAAGAAAAUAGGCAUGCUACUGAAAUUCGAGAAUUAAAAGAGCGUAUGGAGAUUGAGAAGCAGACUUGGGAAGAGAAUUACCGCAAAAAACAAGAGAACUAUCUGAUGCAGAAAGAGAGGGAGCUGAAAGAUGGGGUGAAGAAAGAUAGAAACAAGGAGAUAGAGCUUGUAAUACGACAACUGGAGGAAGAUGCUACGUCACAAAGGGAAGAUUGUGAGAGAGUGGCCGAAAAUAGAAUCAAGAGAAUUAGAGAGAAAUAUGAGUCAGAGAUGAGAGAAGUUGAGAGAUCAGAGAAACAGGCGAUGGAUAGAUACAAUGAGAUGAAGGCACGUCUUACAGAAGUAGAUGGUGAAAAUGAAUGUUUUAAAGUACAGAUGAAACAGAAAGAUCAGGAAAUAAAAGAAUUACAGAAGUUGACAGACAAGAUGCACAAGGAACGUGAUAGAGUAUCGGACAUUAUUCGUCAGGAGUUCGCCGACCGACUCGUGUUUACGGACGAGGAAAAUAAGCGUAUCAAGACGGAGAUCUCCGAACUGAAGGCUCGUCAGAGGAUAGAACUUGACAAGGCAAAAGAUGAAAUUGAAAAUAUCAAACAUCAAAAAGAUGAGGAAAUGGAGGAAGUUCAUAAACGGGUAAAGCAAGCAAUAGUUAAGAAAGAGGAGGUUGUUACUCAGUUAAAACAACAAUAUCAAGCUGCAUUAAAACGUGCUGAUCAUCUAGAAGGACUUUUACAACAACAACGUAAACAGUUGCUAGGUAACAAAUAAAGAUCUCGAUAAACUCUAUAAUCUCUCGAUAUAACAGUGAUACUGCUACCAGCGUCAUACUUCGAGUGCCAUUAGAAACUGUUAUGACUGUCUCAAUGAUGUGAACUGCCGAGUAAUGGUUGAAGAGAAGAUAAAGAUCUCAGUGAGGAAACCAUUAACCCUGGUUGCAAGCCCUCUGUCAGAAAAUAAUACACAAACACAAGAAAAAAAUUCUUUUGAUCAAAAUAAUUCUACAUUUGGUGCAUUUUUUACUGGUGUAAAGUUAAAACUGUGGACAUUAAAGCUGAAUGAUAUGUGACUGGACUGAAAUACACACAAAUGCAGGGUCAAAUCAAAUUUUGACAAGUAGUCUUGGUAAAACCACCGAUGAACAAGAUACAGGAAAUAGACACAUAAUGUUUAAUAUUUCCCUGUUGUUCU
Ruditapes philippinarum (Manila clam) is the source of this 3974-nucleotide messenger RNA. Its product is annotated as centrosomal protein of 131 kDa-like. The coding region runs from base 105 to 3554 and encodes 1149 amino acids. The record is from RefSeq and is a predicted model, not a curated record. Gene Ontology annotation, cellular component: centriolar satellite. The transcript is spliced from 21 exons. NCBI's taxonomy places the organism in Eukaryota, Metazoa, Mollusca, Bivalvia, Venerida, Veneridae. Gene Ontology annotation, biological process: cilium assembly; intraciliary transport involved in cilium assembly; regulation of centrosome duplication.